Molecule: messenger RNA, 5818 nt
Organism: Rhopalosiphum padi (bird cherry-oat aphid)
Lineage: Eukaryota; Metazoa; Arthropoda; Insecta; Hemiptera; Aphididae
Gene: Fak
Product: focal adhesion kinase 1
Biological process (GO): protein phosphorylation; signal complex assembly
Cellular component (GO): cytoskeleton; focal adhesion
Molecular function (GO): ATP binding; protein tyrosine kinase activity
Source: RefSeq, a predicted model, not a curated record
UAUUUACCGGUUAUUAGUAAACUGCUGCAUUGGAUUCCCGCGCUCGGUUGUGUCUGUGCCGCUAUUACGUAUUUCGUUCGUGAUUAGUGAUCUUUAAUUUAAAGUAUAAUAUUAUGUGUGAAUAAAUCUGAAACGAUUAUUAAUAUAUAUAUUAUUUCAUUAUAUAUUUAAAUUUCGCUCGUAUACUUUUAAGAACCGAUUUAUAUCUUUAUUUUUAUAACCUAGUCAAGUUUGUGAGCAAGUGUUAACGGGGACACACCUGCGGCCGCAACAGCAGCAGCAGCAGCAGCAAAAUUAUAUAGUUGCCGUUUCGUCCCGCGUUGUUGCACGCGUCGCGUCGGUUACGCGCGUAUUGCCUAAAACCCGGCCGUACCCAAAAAUAUAUUAUAAUAAUAUAAUGAAAACCGACGCCCAUUCGCGCACGCACGAGAAUCAUAAAAUAUAAUAACAACAUAUCAGCAUAUUAUUAUUAUUAUAACGUAUAUAGUUGCGUUGCGCGUGUGGUUGUGUGUGUGAACGCUCUAAACCAAAGGCCGAGAGAAAAAAACCUGACUACGACGACGAAAAAAUAAUAUGUUCGGCGGUAAAAGACGACGAUUCCUCCUCUGCCGCCGACGCAGUCGUACGCCGCCUCCGCCUCGCGUUCUGAUCGCCGACCGCGCGGCGCCCGUGGUGCACUUGUGCAGCAGCGACUCGCACCGCCGCCGAAGCGGUCACGAUGUUAGCCGGCGCGCUUGACCGCGUGCUGCCGGGCCGCCGGUCGCCGUACCUGCACCGGGUGAACGUGGAACGGCGCCCCAGACUGCCGUCGCAGUCCCGGCCACACAGUUACCACGGCGGCGCGACGGCCGAGUCGCAACGCCGCGACGGUCUGAGGACGAGCGGACGAAAGUUGGCCGCGAAAUUUUGGUCGUCGUGCGGGUCGUCCCGGUCCGCCGCGGUGGUGGGUAGAUGCGUUCCGGAACCGGCGGCCGUGCGAAAGCGGGCGCCGGCCGCCGCCGCGGCCACGACCACCUGCAGCAACGGUGGAUUCUCAAACGUUUCGCACACGUGGCGUUUCAAACGGCUAAGUCAUGGUAGCAGAACGCCGGUGGAGGAACCAUCGGCCAAGUCAACAGAAAUGGCUGAAAGCGGCAGCGGAGCCGCAAUGGCUCCAGCUGCCAAAACGGGAUCAAUCAAAGUGCAUUUACCCAACAACGGAUUCAAUAUCGUAAAGUUCAUAGAUAACAUCAAUGUCAAGGGUAUCAUAUCUCUAGUCACUGGACGUUUGGCCAAUGGGUGUCCUCAGUAUCAAGGCGUUUACGGAUUGCAGCUGUACCAUCCGUUAUCUGGCGAAGUUCACUGGUUACAUCAGGAUUGCACAAUGUCUGAGAUUUACAACAAAUAUGACGAACAGUAUCCAAUGUCCGAAUGGAGGUUUGAGCUACGCGUACGGUACUCGCCCGACGAUAUGGAGGACCUUUAUGAACGAGAUCGGUUUACGUAUUUCUUCUAUUAUGAUCAAGUACGGUUCGAUUAUUUGAGAAAAAACGACCCGGCUACCCGAGUGGAUACGGAGAUAGCUGUGCAACUCUGCUGUUUACAAAUAAAAUGCUUUUUCCGAGAAGUUCCUCAAAUGUCGUUGGAAAAGAAAUCUAAUUUGGAGUAUCUGGAACGCGAAAUUGGGCUUAACAAAUUCCUGCCAUACUAUAUACUGGAAUCGAUGAAACCAAAGAAUUUACGAAAAAUGAUUCAGCAACAGUAUAAAAAACUUUUACAAACGCCAGAAAAAGAAUGUGUGCUACAAUUUCUCAACCUCGUUUGGACGUUCUACAAGUACGACGAAGAGCAGUUCAAGUGUUCAAUUGGAUCUGGCUGGACAAUACCGGUAGAUUUAGUGAUCGGACCGCGGCACGGAAUUUCUUACAUUAACAACCAGGGAUCGGCGCCCACCAAAAUGGCGGAUUUCGCUCACAUCGAAAACAUACAGACACUGGUGUCAGAAUGUGAAACACACCGCAAAACCUUAGUGCAGCUCCAAGUAACCGACUCGGCUGAUCCUCUAGUGCUUAGCUGUUCGACGCUCGAGCACAUGUACAGCCUAGCUAAUCUUAUCGACGGUUACUGUCAAUUGGCGAGGAAAACGAACAUUUCGUUGUGGAAUAAAAAAGCUGCCGUAUGGAACCGUUUUCCUUGCCCGUGCGAUUCUAAAGACUCAGGGAAAAUCAAAGCCAAAGUGCCCUCAAGGUUUUCCGAUGAUUAUCCUGACGACGGUCCGAUCGAAGAAGAAGGCGAUUACUCGACACUUGCUAAUUGUAAUUACGAGCUGUAUCGCGAUCAGGUUGAAUUGGGUGAAAUCAUUGGAGAAGGUCAAUUUGGCGAUGUGCAUAAAGGAGCAUGUCACAUGCGUUCAACUAAAAAUAAGCCAGGAAACGCUGUGGCAGUGGCCAUAAAAACAUGUAAGCCUGAUGCGGAUAUGGCAACUACAGAUAAAUUUUUGGAAGAAGCAUACAUUAUGCAACAGUUUGAUCACCCACACAUAAUACGACUGAUCGGAGUUUGUUGUUCGCCGCCUGUGUGGAUAGUCAUGGAAUUGGCCAAGCUAGGCGAAUUACGGGCAUACUUACAAAACAACCAGGCUCAUUUAGACUUAGCCACUCUUAUCCUAUAUUCGUAUCAACUUUCCACAGCUCUAUCGUAUCUUGAAUCUAAGAAGUUUGUUCACAGGGACAUCGCUGCCAGAAACGUAUUAGUGUCGUCACACCACUGUGUAAAGCUGGCCGACUUUGGUCUAUCGCGGUGGGUCCAAGACCAAAGCUACUACAAGGCGUCCAAGGGCAAACUACCAAUCAAGUGGAUGUCACCGGAGUCGAUCAACUUCCGGCGAUUCACCACCGCUAGUGACGUCUGGAUGUUCGGCGUGUGCAUGUGGGAAAUAUUGAUGAUGGGUGUGAAGCCAUUUCAAGGGAUCAAGAACAACGACGUGAUCGGCAAAAUCGAGAAUGGCGAGCGGCUAGCGUUGCCGCCCAAGUGUCCCCCGAGGCUGUACAGUCUCAUGUCACAAUGCUGGUCGUUCGAGCCCAGUAAGAGGCCCACGUUCAGAGACGUAAAGGAAGUGCUAAAUGAGAUAUUGAUCGAAGAGAGACACCAACAGAAGGAAACGCUUCGGAGGGAAAACCGCAGGGUGCACACUCUGUCUUGGGGAUCCAGCGGCUCUCUGGACGACCCGUCGGCACCUCCCAAACCUUCCCGUCAACCGAGCGUGGACCUGCACAACAACAAGUCCGCGGAGCUACCUGUGUCCACGUACAUAGUAGCCCAGAACGCCGAAGUGCUCGCUCACCUGUUGAAGGAGAACGAGCAGCGGGGCGUCGUCAACCCGUCCGUGUACACGACCCCGGCAACCGGAUUCAACACGGUAACCGUAGAUUUCCUUAAUGACGUCGACGACGACAAAACAAUUUCGGCCGGGAACAGUAUACUGAGCAUGGACUCUGUGGGACUUAUCCCGAUGGACGGCGGCGGUGGUGGUUGUGUCGCCGUCCAGCCGUCCACUAACAAGACAUUGCCUAGGAACUUUACUUCGGGAGCGGCUUCGCUACUAACGCUACCGCCGAACUCGGCAGACAAGAGCAGGCGAUGUUCAGACGGCAGUCUGGGCACGUGUGCCGCCGCCGCCGCUGCUGCUGCUACGGCGGUGACCGGUGGAGGAAUGAAUAAUGAUGAGGGGGCCAAGCAUUUGGUAAACAACUCUAUCGGUGUAUAUGACAAUGAACCCUUAUCUGAGGUAGAACAGCUAGAACGCAAGCUAAGACAACAACAAAUUGAGUCAGAAAGGGACAACCAAUGGCUGGUCGAAGAAGAGACAAACUUAAAAAAGCGACUAUCUUUAGUAGCCAGUGUGUCAGACAAUGAAUCUAUUGAUGGUAGAUCAUCGUUGACACCUCCUUCUUCUCUAGAUCGAAGCACCAAAACAAAACCUACAGAAGAACGGGUUGUUGUAAUAAAAAAACUCGAACCCACGCCAACAGCCGAUUUGGACAGAAGCAAUGAUAAAGUAUAUGAGUGUACGACACUGGUUGUCAAAGCUGUUAUGACCCUUUCACAAGGGGUUCAACAAAAUCAGACUGAUCGAUAUUUGGAACUAGUCAAGGAGGUUGGUCUCCAACUCAGAGCUUUAUUGACAAGUGUUGAUAGCCUGGUACCAUAUUUCCCUCAAAGUGCUCACAAACAGGUGGAAAUGGCACAUAAAGUUCUCAGCAAAGACAUGGCUGAGCUAGUCAAUGCCAUGAAACUUGCUCAAAAUUACUGCCAUACUGCUGUCGAUUAUUUGUACAGCAAGGAAAUGUUGUCUUCAGGCCAUAUUUUGGCUAUGGAUGCUAAAAAUCUGUUAGACGUUGUUGACUCUGUGCGCAUGCAAUAUCCUGAAGUGGAAGCGAUGAUCAGCGGCCAACAGUCUGAAACAGCCAAAGAACAACUCCCUGGCGUAACCGCUUCAUAGUAGUACAUUUUAUAGUAUGCAUUCCUAAUUCAUUACGCAUCUAUUAUACACCAAUAUUAUUGCAAUUAUUUAUUGUUUUUUUUUUAUAUAUAUAUAUAUAUAUAUAUAAUAAUUAAUUGACUGCCUAGUAACUUUAUUAAAAAUUAUUUAUUUUUUUUUACUAAAUUUGUAAAUAGUAUAUUAACGGAAGAUAUUUUAUAGUAUUUUAUUUACAUCCUCAAAUAGAAUUCAUUAUCGUUAAUGCUAUGUGUAUAUAUAUUAUAUUAUAUACAAUUUAUAAAAUGCUUUUUAUUGCUGUUAAAAUUUGGAAUUAUUAUUUGUUCCUUUUAUAAAUCGUGGGUGCGUAUGUGAAAAAAUUAUUUUGAUCCCAGUCUUACUAGUCAUUAAAUAUUUUGCCCCUAAAUAAUAUUAUAUUAUAUUAUACGUAACUUAUUUCCAAAUAAAUGGAAUCAAUAACCAUAUCUAGUGUGUAAAAAAAUAACUAAGUCCAUUUGUUUUAUUAUUUACUCCGCGUGAUGUGAAUGCAUGUUAAAAUUAUACCAAUUUAUUUUUAUUUUUUUUGUGUUGUAUCAAACCAAUUGUGUGAGUGUUCUAUUUAAUGGUUGUAAGUAAGAGAACUAAUGGUUUCCGUUUGAAAAAUUCUUCCUAAUCAGUUUUUAAAAAUGUUUAAAAAUAUAUUUUCAAUCUUUAAAAACUAAAAUGUAAUUCUAUUCACACUUUUCACACUUAAACAGUAAAUUAUUUUUAUUUGUGAAAAAUAUAUUAUUUAUAAAUGUUCCAUUUUUUAUUAUUUAAUAUUAGAAUUUUACUCAUUAAUUUCAACAUUUUAAUUUUUUUCAAAAAAAUAAAUUGCUUAAACGUAUUAAUGUGUUUAUAAUUGAUACAUUUUAAUUAUGUCAAUAUUAAGAUAAUUUUUACACAAAAAAGGCAACUAUAAGUAUUUUUAUUUACUGUGUCUUGUAUUACUAUUUUAUGAAUCAUUAUAAAUAGACUAUGGUCAAAAAAAGUACUGUAUUUUUUUUUUUUUUUUAAACUAUUUAUAAACAUUUUUUUAAACAAAAUUUAACAUAGAAUGGAACAUUGUUACUAAUAUUUUUACUUUUUCAUAACACUUAUAAAUAUGAAUUCCAUUAUAAAAAUUAAUUAUUAUAAUACAAAAAUAAUCAUCAAAACAGCGGAAACCAUAAUUUUUCUAAUUUUUAGUAUUAUAUCUCAUAUUAUGUGAUCUUAGAUAUUUUUAAAUGCUCAAAUGUUAUUAUUUUGAUACACUGGUAAUUUAUUAUUGUUUUGUUUUUUUACAUAAAUAAUAAAAUAUGACAUUAAACUAACUUCAUAGUA